This is a messenger RNA of Leptosia nina, 531 nucleotides long. NCBI's taxonomy places the organism in Eukaryota, Metazoa, Arthropoda, Insecta, Lepidoptera, Pieridae. The record is from the annotation of a GenBank genome assembly.
AUGUUUCGGAGGGCUGGGCGUUGUAGAUGCCUGUGGCCUCUCCGACGUCCCGCACAUAGAGAGCUUACAAGAGAAAUCGCAGUGCGCCCUCGAAGAGUACUGCCGAAGUCAAUAUCCAAACCAGCCAACGAGGUUCGGGAAACUACUUCUAAGACUACCCUCACUACGGACUGUCAGUUCGCAAGUGAUAGAACAACUAUUCUUCGUGAGGCUAGUCGGAAAGACCCCCAUAGAAACUCUCAUCCGAGACAUGCUCCUCUCUGGAAGCUCCUUCUCCUGGCCCUACAUGGCGACCAUGUGACAUUCGAUGUGGCGUCAGCUAGCGGCGGCCUGAUCCACACCUUACGGCUUCCCGCCGUACCUACCUGGCCAGCGCAUCGACUUCCGGUACCGAGACGCAUCCGAGGACGCUGUGACGUCAUCCAGCGAGGUCCCCGAAGACACGAUCGCGCCAGAAGACUUCUUCGCGAGGAGCAGAGACAGCGAUGCCGGUCCUUGUCCCACGUUCGAGUCAGCCUUCUACCCUCCUAA